UGUGUUCAGAGAUUAACCUGGGUUACUGCAACGACCUGGACUACUCCAGGACCAUCUUCCCUAACAUCCUAGGUCAGCAGUCUCGUCAUGAGGUGGAGUCUGGAGCUGAGUACCUCCUCCUCUCUGUGAUCCACGGUCUCCUCAACGGGGAGUGUUCCCCAGACAUCCGUCUGUUGGGGUGCUCCGUCCUCGCCCCGCCCUGCCAAGACCUACCCAGGCCCGCACCAGUCAAGUCGUGCCGCAGUGCAUGUGAGGCGGUGAGGAAGGGGUGUGGCCACGCGUUCGAGGGCAUCGACAUGGCGUGGCCUUACUUCCUAGACUGUGACCGAUUCUUCGCCAGCGAACAGGAAGGCUGUCACGACCCGUUGGCCCCGUUAAGAGCCAGACAGGAAGUGGCUUUCUCCAACCUGUCUCCAGACGAACCCUCCACCAUCAUUCAGUUCACGUACCACUCCAACGCCCAGAUGUACAACGUUCUGAAGAGGACUGCUGCCAAGUGCUCUCACAUCUCCCGCACCUACAGUAUCGGACGCAGCACAGAGGGGAAAGACCUCCUGGCCAUAGAGUUCACAGACAACCCCGGAGGGCACGAACUAUUGGAACCGGAGAUCAAGUUGGUUGGCAACAUGCAUGGCAACGAGGUCCUGGGUCGUCAGUUGCUGCUCUACCUGGCCCAGUACCUGUGUUCCGAGUAUCUCCUUGGCAACCAGCGUAUCCAGACGCUCGUAAACACCACACGCAUCCACAUCCUGGCGUCCAUGAACCCCGACGGUUACGAGCUGGCGGCCGCCGAGGGUCACGAGCUCAACGGUUGGACGGUGGGUCGCACCAACGCUCAGAACCUAGACUUGAACCGGAACUUUCCUGACCUUACGUCUAUUCUCUACCGGAAUCGCAGGAUCAAACGGUUCCGCACCGACCACAUCCCCAUCCCAGACUCUUACUGGUUUGGUAAGGUAGCUUCAGAGACCUAUGCAGUGAUGAAAUGGAUCAGGACUGUGCCGUUUGUCCAGUCUGCUAGCCUCCAUGGUGGAGAGCUGGUGAUCUCUUAUCCCUUUGACUUCUCCAGACACCUCCAUGAAGAGAGGAUGUUCUCCCCUACACCUGAUGAACAGGCGUUUAAGCAGCUGGCCCGGACGUACGCAGACUCUCACGCCAGCAUGGCCGACAACAACACAGAGAGGUGUGGAGCGUCCUUCAUCAGGAGCGGAGGCAUCAUCAACGGAGCUUUGUGGUACAGCUUCCCAGGGGGCAUGUCAGACUUUAACUACCUCCACACUAACUGUCUGGAGAUUACGGUGGAGCUGGGCUGUGACAAGUUCCCUUCUGAAGAGGAGCUCUACCCAGAGUGGCUCAGGAACAAGGAGGCCCUGCUCAGUUUCAUGGAGUCGGUCCACAGAGGUAUUAAGGGAGUGGUGAAGGAUGAGGAGGGCUAUGGAAUUAAAGGAGCGUCCAUAUCUGUCAGGGGAAUACGUAAAGAUGUCACCACAGCGGAGGAUGGUGAUUACUGGAGGUUAAUGAACUCAGGAACACACAUCAUAACAGCAUCAGCUAAAGGUUACUCCAAGGUCAGCAAGAGAAUUUACCUGCCAGCUCACAUGGAAAAAGCUGGGCGGGUCAACUUCGUGCUCAAAAAGGUCCCUGUACAGCCAGUAGGACCAGACUACCACCUGUUCCUCAGCUCCUCCCUGGACACUUACGACCGCUUCGACCCUUACAACCACUUCCAGAGCUACGGCCGCUCCGAGCCGGGAGAACCCAGAGAACCCAGGGAACCGGGGAUGGGAGGAGAACCGGGGAUGGGAGGAGAGCGGCAGGAGAAGCCAUGGUGGUGGAACUACUUUACUCAGGCAGGGUUCUCUGCUCCCACCUGGCUGCUACGGAACUUCUAGAAGACUGGACAGAAUAAAGACUGAAACGGCACACUAUUCCCUUAUUUGGUGCACUACAUUUGACCAAAGCCCAUAGUGCAGGGGGCCGUUGUAGCCUGCAUCCCAAAUGGCACCCUAUUCCCUAUAUAGUGCACCCUAUUCCCUAUAUAGUGUACCCUAUUCCCUAUAUAGUGCACCCUAUUCCCUAUAUAGUGUACCCUAUUCCCUAUAUAGUGCACCCUAUUCCCUAUAUAGUCAAAAGUAGUGCACUAUAAAGGGGAUGGGUGCUAUGAGGAAUGUCUCCUACUAGUAGAGGCAUGAAUUGGUUUUCAAUAUUUUUUGGUUUCUGGCCUCCAUCACAUUUAGCUCUGGCAGGAGAACCACCAACGUUCCCCUCAUGUUACCAGAAGGCCUGUGUUCUGAUUAGUCUUCCUGUGUAGAUAGGCCAGGUACCUCGUCCACCAGGGGUACACCUGCCUCCACUAUGGACAGGAGUCUGAUCAUGUGUUGUCUUGACCAGGAAGGAUUCUGGGCCCCAUUAACAUAUUGGGUGUUCUAUUUAGAAUGUUACAUUAAGACAUUCUGUUCACAACAUUCCUCCUCUGAGUUCUGUUUUCCUCAGUGUUCUAUUUAGAAUGUUACAUUAAGACAUUCUGAUCACAACAUUCCUCCUCAGUGUUCUAUUUAGAAUGUUACAUUAAGACAUUCUGAUCACAACAUUCCUCCUCAGUGUUCUAUUUAGAAUGUUACAUUAAGACAUUCUGAUCACAACAUUCCUCCUCAGUGUUCUAUUUAGAAUGUUACAUUAAGACAUUCUGAUCACAACAUUCCUCCUCUGAGUUCUAUUUAGAAUGUUUCAUUAAGACGUUCUGAUCACAACAUUCCUCCUCUGAGUUCUAUUUAGAAUGUUUCAUUAAGACGUUCUGAUCACAACAUUCCUCCUCUGAGUUCUAUUUAGAAUGUUACAUUAAGACAUUCUGAUCACAACAUUCCUCCUCUGAGUUCUGUCUUCCUCAGUGUUCUAAUAACGCUUCUGUUUCAAUGUCUUUCUGUUACAACAAGUGGACUUGAGGAUCUGACAGGUUGGGACACACACAAACCCUAGCGCGCACACACACACACACACACACACACACACACACACACACACACACAUACACAUACACAUACACACAGAGACACACACUCCUCUCUGCCUCUUAGUGGUGGUCAUUUGUCAUUUUUAAGGAUUGGGGGCAAAUUCUAAACACACAGGCAGCUUGUGAUGACUUACUGCCUUCAAGACUCAGCAUGACUAAAGAUACUCCUCUCCUCUCCUCCCCUACUCUCCUCUCCUCCCCCCUACUCUCCUCUCCUCCCCUA
This is a messenger RNA of Salvelinus namaycush (lake trout), 3233 nucleotides long. Its product is annotated as carboxypeptidase Z-like. Gene Ontology annotation, molecular function: zinc ion binding; metallocarboxypeptidase activity. NCBI's taxonomy places the organism in Eukaryota, Metazoa, Chordata, Actinopteri, Salmoniformes, Salmonidae. Gene Ontology annotation, biological process: proteolysis. The transcript has 14 exons. The record is from RefSeq and is a predicted model, not a curated record. Bases 297 to 1892 code for a protein of 531 amino acids.